UGUCGCUGCAGUCGGUAAAUGGACGUUUGAUGUGGUGUUUGUCAAGAUUGUGCUUAUUGUGUGUUUACAGUGAUUUUAUUCCCCGUUACUAUAAUCCUAAUUGAAGUAAACGCUUUUAAGGAGUAGAUGAAGGUGACAGAAUGUCUCGCAACAAAGACAAGCAUGAGGGCGCGAGUGGGCGCACAUACCACAUUAUGUCGGAGGCGGAACGCGCCUCCGGUCGCCGCGGUGGUUGGACCACGCUUGAGGUAACAGGAGGUGUGCGCGCUCUGGCGCCCCCACUCUUUCAACUGACGCACCUGACAGCGUUGUACCUCAAUGACAACUCUCUGCAGCGAAUCCCGCCGGACAUCAACCAGCUGGUCAACCUUCAUACCCUGGACGUGUCUAAUAACAAGCUACGCUCGCUGCCAGCUGAACUCGGGGACCUUAUACAACUUAGGGAAUUGCACCUCCACAAUAACUACCUGCGAGUCUUGCCGUACGAGCUGGGCAAGCUGUUCCACCUCCAGAUGAUGGGGCUCCAAGGAAACCCCCUCAGUAAGGAGAUGCUCUCCAUCUACAACGACAACAACGGCACGGCCAAGCUGCUUACCUACAUGCUCGACAACUUGCAAGGUACGUACCUUCUUCAGAAGUUGGGGAGAGGCGCACACGCGAAUUUGGUUACUGCCACCCUGCCCCCGCAGAGGCCUUGGAUCCCACUUACCCGACCAAAUAGGACGCGGCCGACAUGUAUUUUCACAGUGAUGUGUUACAACGUUCUGUGCGACAAGUACGCAACGCGACAGAUGUACGGAUACUGCCCGAGCUGGGCAUUGGAAUGGGACUACAGGAAGAAGGGCAUUCUUGACGAGAUCAGACAUUAUUCAGCCGAUAUCAUCAGUCUACAGGAGGUGGAAACGGACCAGUUCUACAACUUCUUCUUGCCGGAGCUAAAGCAGGACGGGUAUGAUGGCAUCUUCUCACCUAAAUCGCGUGCGAAGACCAUGUCAGAGUCUGAGAGGAAGUACGUAGACGGGUGCGCUAUCUUCUUCAGAUCUGCCAAGUUUGCGUUAGUAAAAGAGCACCUGAUAGAGUUCAACCAACUAGCGAUGGCGAACAGUGAGGGGUCGGACAACAUGCUCAACAGAGUCAUGCCCAAGGACAACAUCGGGCUAGCCGCCUUGUUGAAGACCAAGGAAGCUGCCUGGGAGAAUGAUUUCUCAGGUAUACCAACGGACUCGAGCAUGCUAGGGCAGCCCAUCCUAGUAUGCACUGCUCAUAUUCAUUGGGACCCGGAGUUUUGCGACGUGAAGUUGAUUCAGACGAUGAUGUUGAGCAACGAACUGCGAAGUAUACUGGAUGACUCGGCGCGGACGUUGCGCCUGGCGGGGCAGAGGGAUAACGUGCAGUUGCUGCUUUGUGGGGACUUCAACUCGCUGCCUGAUAGUGGUGUAGUGGAGUUCCUGUCGGCGGGCCGCGUGUCAUCCGAGCACAGAGACUUCAAGGAGCUGGGCUACGCGGCGUCACUGCGCCGCAUGCCGGGCUCCGAGCACGAGUUCACGCACAACUUCAAACUGGCGUCCGCAUACAGCGAGGAUAUCAUGCCUUACACCAACUACACGUACGACUUCAAGGGGAUAAUCGACUACAUAUUCUACAGCAAGCAGACGAUGACGCCGCUCGGAUUGCUCGGGCCGCUGUCGCAGGAUUGGUUCCGCGAACACAAGGUGGUCGGCUGUCCGCACCCACACAUACCUUCAGAUCACUUCCCCCUCCUGGUGGAGCUGGAGAUGUCUCCGCAGACGAGCAACUCGAACGGCCUGAUCGGGCGCAGGUAGCACCCCGCGCCGCGCCGCGCGCCCACCGCGCCCCCCGCGCCGCACAAGCGAUAGCUCCACGCCGCCACGCCGCGCCGACGUAACGUAUACACACAUCAGAUACAGCUAGCAUAGCGGACACGCGACUUGACACUCCAGUUUGUUAAUUUAAAAGCGUUUCAAACUUUUUUUUUUUUCAAUUGGCAAAGAGUAUUAAAGUUAUACGGCCUCAGUUAGAUCGUUCCAAAGACGUAAUUUCGACGUUAUCUUAUGAUGUUUUCCGAAAAUUCUGGUCAACAUUUUGACAUAUUUGCCUUGUACAGUAGUAAUAAGUAUGGGGAACUUCGAGAAAUAUAUAGUUGGCUAUAAAAUUUAUGGAAAUCAGAAAAGAAAGUCCGAGUUCUAAUACAAACUCGUUCGCUCGACUGCCACGGUUUGUGUAAGAAGACACGAACAUAUUUUUUUUAGCUUCCUAAGAUAUUGUAGCUGGCUGUUUAUACUGGGGUUUCAUUUGAAUUUAGGAACGCUUUAAUUUUUCAUGCAUUUUAUUGAAUUUGUGUCUCGAUUGAACAUUGCAAGAUUGUCAUAAGAUUGUCAAGAUUGGAGUUUCACGUCGCAUACUCGCGACUUUCUUUCGCAGUAGCAGUAAGUAACAGAUGAGUGUAUGUAAAGUAGUGAAAGUUCCGUAAUUAUGACAGAUUUUUAUCUAAGUGUCGAACAAAGAGGGUUCAGUAGGUGAUAUUUCGUUUCUAGUGUCUCUUCUAUUUUAUAACCACACUACUAUCCCCUUUUUGUUCGAAACUUCAACUUAGAAAAUAAUGUAAACAAAUUUUUACAAAUGUAUAAGACCAAUUUACAGCACAAGCAAUAUUUUGAACUUUGAAGUGAACUUAGCGUGUGCAGUUCGUUUUCGGUUUAGAACCAAUACAAGACGAUUUGUAAGAAGUCCAAAUAUUACUUUCUUAUUCCUUUCGCACUUUUCCGAGAAACGAAUCGAUUACUUCAUCUUCCAAAUGUAUAAUAGAGUCCGUUAGACACUGGAUGUUAUUACAUUCUGUCGACCAGUAGGUACUAUAGUUCACUUUCACGUUUGCGGUACAGAAUCGUUAGAUAUUCAUACAGUUUCUAUACACUGGAUUUCUAAAUUCUUCACACAUUCGUUACCUUUUUGACUUUUUGUCUUUCUUAAAUAAAAUUUCAGCUUCUCGGGUGAGUACCAGGCCAGUGAAUAGAAAUGGUAGCAUAGAGAAAAUCUUAGAUUUAUGGAACGUAUUUGUAGUAGUGGCUGGUUGUAAAGUCUUAGUACAAGUUUCGAAAAGCUCGACUAAGAUCUGAUGCUAAUAUCUUGUAUUUCUUACGCGGAUUUCGCAAAAAUCCGUAAGAGAUUUUCGGUUCUGCUUCCUAUAUUUUAUAUGGUAGUAGAUGCUAGCUUUCAUUUCGACAUUAAAUACGUGUAAUUGUCUUCGGUAAAAGACAUUGUACAUAUCUAAAGUUGAUUCAUAUUAAUUCAACAAAUACAAGAUAUUUCGACAGCUCUUAGGCCUAUAAGGUUAUACUUGUCGUCCCCGAAACGUUGUGCGAAAGCCAAACAAACUGUGUGGUAGCUUAGUGGUGUCAGAACAGUAGUCUCACGUUACAUACAAAUUCAUACAAAUUCCAAUUAGUGGUAAAUAAACGAAUAAAUCCGUGGGCCUAUGUCGGUCGAUGUGCAUGCCUCAAUCAUAGCUCCAAUCUCCGUAUAUUUAGAUGCCUUACAUAAUUAUAGUAAUAGUUUAAGAUAGACAGUGUUUACGAAUAUUUAUUGUGAUCAUACCGAUUAAUAGACAAUUAGCUCGUAUCAUAGUGCAAUCGGCAGUGUACAGCGAACGACACAGAACCACAAAUAAAGGAGUAAAUUUGGACCUACGCUUACUGUGUCAAUAAAUUAAAUGAAAUUAAUUAUAAAUCAAGAAGAUAAAAUAUUUUUUCAAUAGUCUAGUUUUUCGGCAGAUAUACGCUUAGUUUUUCAAUGUUACAUAUACAGUUGAGGAAUGCGUGUAUAAUAAUGUUAGCAAUAUGCGAAGCUUGAACGGAAGGAUGUAAAUGCGUAGUGAGGGCGGUACUUUGUUUAUUAUUGUGCCUCGGUGUUUAAAACAAUAAAUAAAUUGACAUCUUCAAUGUUCCGUUCAAGUGGUUUUAAUUCACUAACUCGUUGUCACAUGCUUUGUUUGUAACGUCCUCGUGCGGUUGAUUGUGUCAAACGUCCAUUUACCAAUUAGUGUAUAGAAUUCCUCCACUGUAUAUUAUUUAGAUGAUAUUUUUAUCUGGGAAUAUUCUGCAAUGUAUGUAUGAUUCAACCGAAUUGGAAUGAUAGCGAUCCUGCUAGAACGUGGUAUGCGACGGUGUCUUUCCAAUUAGGUUGGCUUAAUAUUUGUGUGGGGAUCAGUGAGACAACGUGUUGUUUAUUAGGUAGCGCUUUUAUUGGUAGGAUUAAUUUGAGAAUCAAUUACUUUACGCUCGCAUUGACACGGUCAGUCACAAUUUCUGUUUACGCGUUUUCAAUAUCUUUCGUUCUAUCAAAAUUUAUUUGUAAAAUAUUUUAUUUCAAACCAGUAUAACUGUGGUUGUCUGCGUGCUGACCCUGUCAAUACGAAUAAAAUGUAACGAAGCGCAAUUUUUAAAGUACCUAACACGGCCGGGUUUGUAAGAUAUCACUUGACGAUGUAUGUAAUGUAAUAGAUAUUCGAUUUAUUUUUGAUACUUAAUUACCUAUAUAAAUUUAUUGAGACCAUUGUUAACACUGCCUGCAAUAAUGUCAUUGAUGUGCAAUAUGCAUAAAUCGGCUCGAGUGAGGGUGGUUUGAUAUCUUGGAAUGUCAAAAUCGCCGUCAUUCAGUGGCCAACUUUAGUGAUAAAACGUGAUAUAAAUGUAGGCGUUUUUGUAAUGGUUGAUCGCGGUGGAUGUUGGUACUAGGAUCUGAUUUUUUUAUUGAGACUCCACGCAGAGGAGCGGUGAAACAGUCGAUAAUUUCGAGGAACUUUUCUCAUAGAAGUUUUCACCUUUUAAUAGUGAUAGGUACGAAGGUUUACGUUAGCGAUUCUUCCUCAUUUAUAGAAUAAAAUUCUAAAUUGUUUUAGCCUUUGACACGUCGAGUGCGUCUCAUAGACGGACGUUACAACAGAAGCUUAAAAUUAUCCUGGAGCGGGUGAACAUCGGCAGCCAGAGUAAUGAUAACUUUCUGUUUGAGUCUCACUGAUCGGUAAGUGUAUAUGGUAGGUGUUAGUCGGAGUGUAGCGGCUAGGAGCCGGCGCGGCGCGGCGUCGGCUGAACAAACGACAGCGGCGGACUAGGUUAAUGUCGCAUCGUGUGUCCCAACAAACUUCUCAGCGAGACAAUCCCCUCCCUUCCAAAACCUCUUUUUUAUACCUCUGUCGGUGUACGUAAGAGACUCGUGUAGCUUAGUUAAGUCCUUCAGUUUUGUACGGGCUCCGGAAGCGAAACGCCGCCGGACAUCCCCCCUAGUUGUAAGUAGGUUAUACGAUCUAGACCCUCCCAUGAAAAUAAUGUUUCAAUUUCACAAAUUAUCGUUAGUUCUAAGAUAUUCGAUUUAUUAGAAAACAACAGUAUUCGUCUCGUUUCGAGUGGUCUGAUCCUAAAUUGCUAAACGAUGUUAGAUGCAUUUUAUUUUUAGUUGUAGUAAGUUUUGUAAUUGUUCCGGGAGGUGUCCGACGGCGAAUCGCUUGUUUAGAAAUAGCGGGUAGCAUACUGGCGUAGUACAAAUGUAUGUGUGUUUGUGUGUGUCGAUAUUUUACUGUAUUUUUGAGCGAGCGCCACCUGUUGACAGCCUCUGACGGUCGGAGCAGGAUGUAGUGUAUGCGACGGUGCCGUGUUCUGGAGUUGAACCUUCAUCAGUGAAUUCAUAAGGCUUAUAGGCACUAAUAGUUCCGCUAUUCGUCGAAAUUUUUGUAGUCCAAUCGAACAAAAUCUGACUGAAAAUCUUGACAAACUUGGGAUUCUCGACCUUGCGAUUCAUUGUUACAUGUUCAGACUAGAGAUUUCGUCGUCUGCGAAGUUCUAUUAGCCACAAAUGCCGAUCGUUCACGGAUUAGUUGGUUGUUGUAGAUGUCAAUCCACAUCAGAGAGCUAUGAAUAUGAACUAGUCAUAGGCCGGGGUGUGCACAUCGCUCCCGUCCGUCCUGUGGCUGACUUCACCCCGGUGUCAGGUGACAGCGGAGUGACGCUGCCGCGGACGGGCGGCCGCGAUGAGCGCACGCCGCGCACACAGUCCUCGUUGUGAAGCGUUAGUUGUCCCAUCGGAAUAAGUAGUUAUAUUCGUAAAUCAUUUAUAAUUAUUACAAACAAUUCGGACCACUGCAUAGUUGUAUCUACGCUUAUUUUUGUCCUCUCCAUCGGAAUUUAUUUAUAUCGGAAUAAUUCUUAUUUUGAAUAUUUUUUAUUCAGUAUAAUCUAUUAUGUAUAUCAAACGAUAGGUGCUGUUGUAUUUAAUUUUUAAUGUUACUAACGCGAUUGUGAUAGGGAUGCGUCUCUCUUGUAAUCUAUCUGAUGAAUUGUGAAAAUUUUAAGCCAAAUCAUGAAAAGGGUAUAUUUGAAUUAUUACUUUUAGGAUAAAUGGGGUUAAAAUGAAGUUUUAUACGAAUCAAAUUUUACUACUGACGCUGUAUAAUUUUUCUAAGUACACAUAGAUUUUAAAAUCAUAUCAUGAUGGUCUUGUUCUAGGGCUCGUGUGGAGGUAGGAUUUGUAGGAGGGGCGCGGCGGCGCGGCACGCUCACCUACUUACUCGCACAUGUUAAUACCUAUCUGUACGAAAUUGCAUCUAUUGUCUGUACAUCGUUAUAAUGAACGCCCCGCCUCGCCCCGUCACAACAUUCAGUGUAAAUGCGAUAUUGAACGUCGCAUCCAAACAGAUCCAUUCAAAUUUUUACUCUCCAACCACAUAUAAAAUGUUGAUAAAUUUAGUGAGUAUUUUUGCAUUUAUAAUGUUGUCUUAAAUAGAUGAUACGAACAGUUUUAAAGCAUAAUAAUAUUAGAUCUACGAUGAGCACGCCUCGGAACAAUAGCAAUACAAUAGAGUUAAAUUAUUGUCAGUUUUUCAUACGAGUUUACUGUAAGAUUUGGCUUUACUGAAUUUGAAUAUAUUCUGAGUUAUACUUACGCUUAGUAUCGGAAAUUUGCAUAGUGAUGCAUUGAUCACACCUACCGAGUGGAAGGGUGAGACAGUGCGCUCGGCCGAGUACUCGGUGUGUAUGAACAUUACGACGAGUGCACGGCCCAGCGCUCGGUCGAGUUAUUUGGAGAUAGCUACUCGACCCCUGUUCUAUUUGCUAGGCCGAAUAUCCACCCCCGCGCUUCCCCUCAUAUGCCUUGAUCUCACCUACCGAGUGGACGGGCGAGACAGUGCGGGGAAGCGCCAUGUACGACGCGUAAGUAUCGCUCACGAGUGACAAGAGCUUUAUUGUAACAAGUUUAUCUUAUUUGUAGUAGAACAUAUAUGAUCUCUUUAUUUUUAAUAGAAUUUUGAUGGACAUUUUUACUUAAUAGUUUUAGCAGUGUGUAGAGUUGAAAUAGGAGUUACAUGAUCGCACAUUACGUUUGUUAUAUGACACUACACGUAUUGAUUUACAAAACUGAUGCCAUCCUACAUUGUGGAAUUAAUUUGUUCGCAUUGUUGAAACUUCCCAGGCGUACACACUACAUUUUUUUUAUUUGAAUGGGCGUAUAUUAUUCCUUUAUUAUUAGUUCCUUUUGGAAUUGUAUUUUUUAUUUGUACAUAAUUGUAUUAUAUUUCAUUUUCAUGUAUAUGUAAAUAUGUGAUUAAAAGGAUCCGAAGAUUUAUUUUGUAUAAAUUUGUCUUUUGUUUCUCAAUUGGAGCAAUAAUAUAAACUGGGAAGUUGCAACGCUGCUGGCGUAUACGUUACACGUUUGGAUUGUAAUUCGAAUUUAUCAAGUGAAGCCUUCUUGUUGUCUGUACAUUUUAUUUGUAAAUAUGUAAUUUGGGUAACUAUUAAUGCAAAACAACGAGCGAGCCGUCGCAUAUUGUCAGCCGUUUGGACUUCUGCGCACACUGACACCGGACUAACAUCUACGACGUACUAGCCUCCGCAGGUGUAUCUCCACUCUCCAUUCUCCACAGACAUUCCACAGGCCCAAUCGAAUUAGCUCAAUACUAAAGACUGUUUGAGACUUUAAAAAAAAAUAUCAUGAUAAUGAAAAUAUUUUCUGAAGCACCUUAACGACUUUACAAAAUGUGUUUUAUGGUGAUUUAAUGAUAAGAUCGCAAUGUUUAACUCACUAGUAUGUAAGGACAAAUGCUUUACGUCACUGUGAUAGACAAUACAAAUUUACCUGAGAGAGACACCAUAGGCAUUUAUGAGAAAAUUAGAAAUUGUCUUAUGAAAUGGGAAUGUUGCAUGCAGAGCUAGGGUCGAUGCGUUUUGUGAUACUACUGAUCAUUCUAAAACAUUUACAUGAGGCUAUUUACGUAUUAGAAUGAAGAACAGUAUUCUUGUCAAACACUACAAGUUAACAGGGAGGGUGCCUAAAACAACACUUAAGUACAUAUCCAUUCGUAAAUCAAUUGUGACUUAUUUGCUUUUCUUUUGUUUAUUACGCCCUCAGCAAUGCCCUCCAUUGUAUUCAGUAUUAAUUUCAAAACACAUUUAUUGUUCAAAAUUGUCGAAGUGUAAUUUGUAAAUAUAGUUUAUUCACAUAGGCUCGGUGUACAUGUAUCACAAAAUGGAUGGACGUUAGUUAGACAACAAUAUGUAAUAAAGUACAAAGCGUAUGUGCAGAAGUUCGGUCGCGGCUCGGUCCUGUGUUCGAGCGUCAGGUGUGUGCGUGCGUGUGAGUGUGUGUGUGCGCCGUGGUGCGCGUGAGGCCCGCGUCUCGCUGUUCAGUUUGUUGACACAUUAUGUAUAUUUGAAUGAAUCAAAUUAUAAGAGAAUAUGAAUUUUA
Molecule: messenger RNA, 8754 nt
Organism: Pectinophora gossypiella (pink bollworm)
Lineage: Eukaryota; Metazoa; Arthropoda; Insecta; Lepidoptera; Gelechiidae
Gene: twin
Product: CCR4-NOT transcription complex subunit 6
Exons: 13
Coding region: 141-1823 (560 amino acids)
Biological process (GO): nuclear-transcribed mRNA poly(A) tail shortening
Cellular component (GO): CCR4-NOT complex; cytoplasm; nucleus
Molecular function (GO): protein binding; poly(A)-specific ribonuclease activity
Source: RefSeq, a predicted model, not a curated record